Molecule: messenger RNA, 768 nt
Organism: Aspergillus glaucus CBS 516.65
Lineage: Eukaryota; Fungi; Ascomycota; Eurotiomycetes; Eurotiales; Aspergillaceae
Product: mago nashi family protein
Exons: 7
Coding region: 38-499 (153 amino acids)
Biological process (GO): RNA splicing
Cellular component (GO): nucleus; exon-exon junction complex
Source: RefSeq, a predicted model, not a curated record
CACGACUCCAGAAUAAUAAACAAGACAGUCUGACAAGAUGGCGCAAAACGACCCCUUCUAUCUUCGCUACUACUCCGGUCACUCUGGGCGGUUCGGGCAUGAGUUCCUAGAAUUUGACUUCCGCACCCUAGGAGACGGUCGCAGCGCAGGCGUUCGAUACGCGAACAACUCCAACUACCGCAAUGAUUCCCUGAUCCGCAAAGAGAUGUGCGUGAGCGCAGUGAUGAUCCAGGAGAUCAAGCGUAUCAUCAAAGACAGCGACAUCCUGAAGGAAGAUGAUUCGAAAUGGCCGCAGAAGAACAAGGAUGGUCGACAGGAAUUGGAAAUCCGCUUGGGCAAUGAACACAUUUCUUUCGAGACCGCGAAAAUCGGCUCGUUAGUAGAUGUCACCGAAUCGGCAGAUCCGGAAGGACUGCGUGUGUUCUACUACCUCGUCCAGGAUCUCAAGGCUCUCAUUUUCUCCCUCAUCUCUCUUCACUUCAAGAUCAAGCCUAUCUAAAUCGAACGAUAUCAUGAAAGCGAUUUUGGAUUCUACGAAGGAGCAUCGGGCGUUUUGUAUUGAAGUGACCGGAUACCAGAAACAGCAAUGACACAAUCUGUUUUGGGUGACAGUACCAUCUUUUAUGCACAGAAUUAAAUCAAAGCCAUUGCCAUUCGCAUGAACCAUGUCUACUGUUACCAUAGGGGACAUUUCUUCUGAUCAUACUGAGUAUAUUAUGAACGAGAAACCCACUACGCUAUUCAAUCAGCAGCUCAUUCCCGGGACAU